Penicillium paradoxum is the source of this 1845-nucleotide messenger RNA. RefSeq lists its product as uncharacterized. Gene Ontology annotation, molecular function: myo-inositol:proton symporter activity. The record is from RefSeq and is a predicted model, not a curated record. The transcript is spliced from 10 exons. Bases 1 to 1845 code for a protein of 614 amino acids. NCBI's taxonomy places the organism in Eukaryota, Fungi, Ascomycota, Eurotiomycetes, Eurotiales, Aspergillaceae. Gene Ontology annotation, cellular component: membrane. Gene Ontology annotation, biological process: transmembrane transport.
AUGGCUGAGAAGGUGUCCCAGGACCCUCCAGCUCACGAUGACUUUAUCGCUCAGGCAAAGGCAUCGGGGCUGGUCGAGUCGGCGAAUCCAGACGUAGCGGAGCAUCGCCAGGCCCUCGGUGUUAACCUCAUUCAGAACCCGCUGAUGCGCAGCUCUAAGGAGCAAGCCAUCAUCGAUGCCCGUGCAUACGCUGAGUCACACAAUAUGACCGAGUACGCGGACCUAUUUGGCCGGGCCGCCGUGGUCGCACGAAACCCCGGGGAUUUCGAUUCGGCUUCUGAGCUCGACGAUGAAGAGCGCGCCGCGCUGACAUACGAGAAAGACCACAAAUGGCACGGGACAAAGAUGCUCUGGUACUCGAUUGGCCUGUGUGGUGUCGGUGCCGCUACACAAGGUUGGGAUCAAACCGGAUCCAACGGAGCUAAUCUAUCCUUUCCCACGGAGUUUGGCAUUGAUGGUGAAGGGAAAGACGAAUGGAUCGUGGGAAUUAUUAAUUCAAUCAUUUUCUUGACCGCCGGCCUUAUUGGUGCCUGGAUUGUCGAUCCACUUAAUCACUAUUUGGGCCGAAGAGGCGAGAUCUUCGUCACUGCUCUCUGUCUCACUGCCACCCCGAUUGGUUCGGGCUUCGCAAAGUCAUGGGAAGGCUUAUUCGCCGCGCGGUUUAUAAUGGGUAUCGGUAUCGGUGCAAAGAAUGCCACAGUACCGAUCUACUCAGCCGAGAUGGCUCCAGCUAGAACUCGAGGUGCUCUCGUCAUGUUCUGGCAACUCUGGGUCGUAGCAGGUAUUUUCUUGGGCUUCGCAGCCAACGUUAUUGUCAAAGACGUUCCCAAGAUCGCCUGGCGUCUCCAGCUCGGCUCCGCCUUCAUCCCGUCCUUUGUCCUCGGCGCUGGCAUCUAUUUCUGUCCGGAGUCUCCUCGCUGGCUCAUGAAACACAAUAGACACUCUGAAGGGUUCCAAUCAAUGUUACGCCUACGCGCCCAUCCCAUUAUUGCUGCGAGAGAUUUCUAUUACUCGUACGUCAUUUACGAAGAGGAACUCAAGGAGGCCCGAGGUGCAGGCUAUUUCUCUCGCCUGUGGGAUUGCUUUGCCGUUCCGCGAAUCAGGCGAGCCAACUACGGUGCUUCCACCGUUAUGUUGGCCCAGCAAAUGUGCGGUAUCAACAUUAUCUCUUUCUACAGCUCAACUAUCUUCACCGAUGCUGGCUACACUUCAGAUCAGGCCUUGUAUGCGUCGCUUGGCUAUGGUGCCGUCCAGGUUGUUUUCACCAUUCCUACUUUGUUCCUGAUCGAUACCAAAGGCCGAAGAGCUCUGACUUUGAUUACGUUCCCUUUCAUGUGCAUCUUCUUGCUAGCCGCUGGUCUAUCUUUGUUGAACAAUACGGACAACAAUGUCGCAAAGGUUGCCCCAGUUGUCUUGUUUGUGUAUCUUUUUACCAUUUCCUAUUCCUUGGGUGAAGGGCCAGUCGCUUUCCAAUACUCGGCCGAGGUAUUCCCUACUAUCCAGCGUGAGCAAGGAAUGGCUUGGGCCGUUUGUAUCAACAAUACUUUUGCCGGCGUUCUCAGUCUCACUUUCCCUCGAAUGAGAACCGUUAUGACCCAAACUGGUGCUUUUGGCUUCUACGCCGGUCUCAAUCUUAUAGCUUGGGGCAUGAUCUUCUGCUUUGUCAGAGAAACCAAGCAGCUUACUCUAGAAGAAUUGGAUCAGGUUUUCUCGGUUCCAACCAAGAAGUUCAUUACCCAUGAGCUGACUGUAUGGCUUCCUUGGUGGAUCAAGCACUAUAUCUUCAGACAAAAUAUCCCCAAGCCAGCGCCUAUCAUUGCAACGGGCGAAGGUGUGGCGAAAUAA